ACACUUACAAUAUACUAGUUUUAAUUAUAUUUGAAAAAUAGCUAAUUGUGUGAAUAACGCGUGGUCACAUUGCAUUCGUAGCGACGACGGAACGCAUGUCAGUCAGUCAGCAACAGAAUUAUUACGAGCACAAAAAGUUAAAUGCAAUAAUUCUGCUAAAUUCGUCAUGUGCAAAACAAACGCGCAUUGAUAUUAUACGUAAAGAAGUAUUCUUAUUGUAAGACCAAGCCUUGACCGAGUCGCGCGAGUGUUUGUUUUGUGUUGAAAGAGAUUAUCAAAUUAGCCACAGAAUCUCGGUUACAACUACUACGAAAAAUUCCUACGGUCGACACAACACACAUUCAUAUAAACACUCACAUAUAAACAUAUGUACACGUAGGUACGUUGAUGCACGGGAGGAAAGAGUGAAAAUUGCAAAAUUGCGCGUGUGUGUGUGUGUUCUAAAAGUAGUAAUAUAAUAUUACUUGCCCUCAAGCAGCUGCCCUAGGUGCUUGAAGUGUUAUUUUCUCAUUGGUUCCACGUUUGCCGCCUGCUGCCGCCCGCUUCUACAGAAAAUGCCGAUAUAUUUGGCGUAUAAGCAAAGUUACAUACUCAGCCCACAGCAGCUGCGCAAGCUUAGCGAACAUAAAUACUCAUGCUUUAGCGCAAGUUUGCUGGAUCCUUUGCUGCAGCCCUGGUGGAAUUGGUUGGUUGCCCAAACGCCGCUAUGGCUGGCGCCCAAUCUAAUCACAAUCGUCGGCCUAAUACUCAACAUUGUGACAACGUUGAUAUUAAUUUGCUAUAGCCCAAAUGGCGUUGAGCCUCCGCCACGCUGGACCUGCUUUUUGUGUGCCCUCGGUCUGUUCAUUUAUCAGAGUCUGGAUUCAAUUGAUGGGAAGCAGGCGCGUCGGACCAACACCUCAUCGCCGCUGGGCGAACUCUUUGACCAUGGCUGUGACUCCAUAUCGACUAUAUUUGUGGCGCUAUCGGCCUGCAUAUCUUGCCAACUUGGCCACUAUCCCAACUGGUUAUUCUUUCAGUGCUUUUGCGCCAUUGCGUUGUUCUAUUGUGCCCACUGGCAGACCUAUGUCUCCGGGACAAUGCGUUUUGGCCGCAUCGAUGUGACUGAGGCGCAAUUUUCCAUUAUCGCCAUUCAUUUGGUAUCGGCCGCCUUAGGUCCCGAGAUCUGGCUAACCAAGAUACCAAUCGUGGGCGUUUCAUGGAAUUAUGCAAUAUUAGUAAUUAUUACAUUCGGUUAUACAUUGAAUAUAAUCAAUUUUCUCAAAAUGUUUAUUGAAGGCGGCAGUGGCAAAAACGGCUCAUCAGUUGCUGUGCCAUAUCUUGAAUGUGAAACACGUUGCUUGCCAUUUUAUUUGGCCAGUGGAAUUGAUUUGAGCUUAGCAUUGCGUUACGUAAAAUCCAUUUUAAACGAGGGCUGUGGCAAAAAUGGAUCAUCGGUUGCAGGAACCAGCGUGCUAUCGCCCAGCAUACCAUUGACUCUGGUGGUGCUGCCAGCACUGAUCAUAGCACAAAAGUCGCCGGAGAACAUUUUCACGGAGCACGCUUCCGUUUACAUAUUGGCUUUCGGCAUGGUUGCAGCUAAGAUUACCAACAAGUUGGUGAUUGCACACAUGACCAAGGCAGAGAUGGAGUAUCUGGACUGGUCACUGUUGGGUCCUGCACUAUUGUUCCUUAAUCAGUACUUUAACUGCAUUAUACCUGAGAUCUGGUUGCUUUGGUUUGCUCUCAUCUGGGGCACCCAAGACCUGUUACGCUACUGCUCUCAGGUGUGUUUGGAGAUAUGCCAGCAUCUGCGCAUCGAUCUGUUCAGGAUUCCGUACAGCCCAAAGAGCUCCUCGACCGCCAGCAGCGGCACCGCCACAACAACCACCUCGGUGGGCAGCCAAAGUAAUUUUGGAACCGAUAAAAAUGGAGGUGCAUCGCACCGAAAAUCAAAGAGCAAAGCGCACUAGGGCGAUGCGUCGCAAGGCGGUUUCACAUUUAAUUUAACUAGUUUCCUUUUACAAAAUAUUUACGGCGUUAGCGCAGGCUUAACAAAUUUUUAAAAACAAAACUCAACCCAACAAAAUUUACCGUCUAAAUGUUAAAGUAAACAAAUUAUAGCAUAAUUAAUUUACAAAAUGUUGUUAACCAAAAUGAAAUGAGAACUGGAGGCAUACCGAUAUCAAUUAUAUGCUAAUAUAUAUUAUAUAUGUAUAUGUAUAUAUAUAUAAAUAUAUUUUAUAUAAUUGUAUAAAUUGUAAACUUACAAUAAUGUAGUCUGCAGUAUUUUUUACUGCACUAAAUGUAAUUUAGUGCAAAACAGAAAACACGAAACGAAAAACAACCCCUAAUCAAAUGCCAAAAAAAAAAAAACUACAAAAAUCAAUCCCACUUCAAUGUUUGUUGGUGUGCAACCCAGCUCAAUUAACGGUUAAGUCGAAGCAAACACAACUGGCUGAACUAAUGAAAAAGUCGGGAAUGUUUUGUCCAAGUGAACAUAAGUUAACAACUAAAUUUCUUGGGUUUCCUUUUUGUUUCAUUAUUUAGUUUUUACCGAGUCGAUCUACUGAUGAACUAUUUAUAUCAUUUAAAUGCUAUGAUACUACAUAUAUUAUGAAACUUCACUGAUACAAAGUACAUACUACUAGUGCUAAUGGAAAAGAACAUAGAAUGUAUUGUAUACGCAAUAAAAGUGGUGUUAUAUUUGCGAUA
Molecule: messenger RNA, 2694 nt
Organism: Drosophila sulfurigaster albostrigata
Lineage: Eukaryota; Metazoa; Arthropoda; Insecta; Diptera; Drosophilidae
Gene: bbc
Product: cholinephosphotransferase 1
Exons: 7
Coding region: 555-1952 (465 amino acids)
Biological process (GO): phosphatidylethanolamine biosynthetic process
Cellular component (GO): Golgi apparatus; endoplasmic reticulum membrane
Molecular function (GO): diacylglycerol cholinephosphotransferase activity; ethanolaminephosphotransferase activity
Source: RefSeq, a predicted model, not a curated record